CCUCCACUUCCCAGAGUGCCCCAGUGAAUCAUGGCGAUGGCCGUGGAGAUCCAGUUUGCCCAGCGCUUGGCGUCCAACGAGAAGCGGUUCCGCGACCGGGCGGUCAAGAAGCUCCGUCGGUACCUCAGCGCCCGCUCACAGCGACCCUCAGAUGUUUUAUUAGGUGGUUUUAGUCAAGAAGAACUACUCAAAAUAUGGAAAGGCAUCUUCUACUGCAUGUGGAUGCAAGACAAGCCUCUUCUGCAGGAAGAACUGGCAGACUCCAUCUCCCGCCUUGUACAUACCUUCAGGAAUCUGGACGCCAAGUUUCUGUUCCUGGAGACAUUCUUCCAGACCAUGAACCGCGAGUGGAAUGGGAUUGAUCGGCUGCGCCUGGAUAAAUUCUACACUUUGAUCCGACUGGUACUGAGGCAGUUUCUUGAGGAACUGAAAAGCACAGGAUGGGAUGAAAGUGUUGUCAGCCGUUUUCUCAGAUGUGUGACAGAUGAAGUGUUGAAUCCCACCAAGAAUGAUGUCCCCUCUGGGGUCCGUUAUCAUUUCAUCGACAUCUACCUGCAGGAGCUAGCAAGAGUUGGUAAACAGCAGUUGACUGCAGAACAGAACUUGAAGUUUAUUGAUCCUUUCUGUCAAAUUGCUGCCAAGACCAAAGAUCGAGUCUUGUUUCACAUGAUCUCCCAGGGAAUCUUUGAGCUCAUUAUGGACCAGGCACCUUUUGCUAUUGAGGAUUUGAUGAAUGAGCUGCAGGCCAGUGAGGAGGACGACGUGUCGGGCGAGGAACUGAAAUCAAGUCAAGAGAGCGAAGAUCCAGCAAAGCCAAAGAUAAAUGGGUCAGCUUCAAGGGAAGACACUGAACUGGAUGGAGACAGGAAGAGUCCAAACCAUUCUCAAUGCGAUGAAGAUAUUGAUCCUGUCCUCCAAUUUGACUACGGGGCUGUUGCUGACCGGCUCUUCCAGCUCUCCAGCAGGGGGAGCACUCCCACCCAGAAUAGGAAACUCCUCUACAAACUGGUGCGAAAGUUCCGGGAUUUGGCUGAAGGAGUCUUCCCUCAAGAUAUCAUUCCUCAUGAUACGUCAUCAGACGAGGAAGAUGAAGAUGAUUUCAGUUGGAAAAAGAAGAAACGAAGACGGGAAAUGGGAUUGUUGGAGGAGGAAGAAGAGGUUAAGAAGAAAGCAGUGAAAGGGAAAAACAAAAAGAAACGGCGUUCCAAAGGGAGGCUUCCAGCAGCAACCAAUGAGAAUGAGGAGCCAGCAGGCGAGAUUGAGAAGGAAGUAGCUGGUCCCACAGUCCAGGAACCCCCGAGGAAAAAGAAGAAAAGAUCGAGACCAGUGGAUACAGCUGUGACCUUAGAGAGUACCUUAUUGAGCAGUGACGCGCCGAGGAUUGAAACGUCGGGACAGGAAGAUCUACUUGGGGAAGACCAAGUGAGCCAGUCCAAGUCAGACACACAACCUUUGAUACCCAUUGUUCCCAAACGGAAGAAGAAGAAGAAAGAGGAGGAGGAGGCUCAGCUCUCUAAUGGGAAGAGUUCACCUGAAGAUUCAACUCCCAGCGAGCCGGUAGUCAGGCAGAAAGCAGGAGGAGUCCUGGUGAAACUUAAGAAGCAAAACAAGAAAGGAGUUGUUGGCGAUGAAGGUGAUGCAGCAUCUGCCAGCCAGGCACCAGUCAGGAAAAAGAGAAAGGUGAAGGAGCUGACUGAGAGGCCCGUCCAGAGACAGAAACUGAUGAGAAGUGCCACAGUCCAGGGUGAUGCUAGGCCAAGUGCUCCCAUCAAGACCUUGAACGCAGCGGAAGCGAGCGAGUUUGUGAAAUUUGAGAAAGUUUCUAUACCAAACUCCAUCUUCAAGAGAGCGAGGAGUGCUGGAACUACGCCUAAACCGUGUAAGGAGAUUAAAGCCAUGCCAACUUCCAGUGCAAAGAAAGUGCGGUUUGGGCUGAGAAAGAACACAACGGCAGAAUUUAAAAGGACUGACAAAAGCAUUCUGGUGAGCCCGGACGGGACGUCCCGCGUCGCAUUUGACCCAAAACAACGGCCUCCCCACAGCGUGUUAAAGUCCAACUCAACGCCAACCUGCUCCCCUGCCCUAAGGCCUAAGCGAGCAUCAUUCUCGGUGAAGAAACGGCCCACAGCUAUGGACUUCUUCUGAGCACAGCCCACCACACUUAUGUCUCUACAAGUCAGUACUGGUUGUCAGCCCAUUCACUCAGUGGUACGCUCUCUGCCAGCUGGGCUGUGCACUCACCCAAAGUCACCAAUUAGUUCUUGCCCAGGCAGAUACCAGCGGACUGCCUUCUCCCACUUCCAACCCCCUUCCCACUCUCCUCUCCAGGGAAUGUUGUUGGGUGGCAUAAAGAAAAAUGCUUCUUCUUUGGCUUCCUCUUAGUUGCCUGCUCUGGUUAAGGUGCAGGUCCUCAGCACGCAGCAGUUUGGGUGUUAUAAAAGCUGUUACUAUUCCUGUUAAAUCAGGGGCCAGGGUCCCACACUGAGCUACUGCUGAGGGGCGCAGUGCUGUGGAAUGGCUGAAAUGUCACAGGGACUGAGGGAGUGCCACACUUCCACACAGAUGUUAUCGAAGUACUCCCUGCUCUUCCUUUGAAAUCUUGGAGAAAUUCAUCGGGUUUGAAAGAUGGCUGAGAAAUUGGAAUAAGAAUAUUGUCACAACACGGAACUGUUCCAUUUGGCUUAUCCAUACCUGUAAAGGACAAUGCAAAAUCCACAGUACGGUUUUGUCUUUUAUCGGAGGAUUUGUCUCAGUCGCCAUCAGGUUGAUGACAUUUCUCCCCAUCAUUGUUAUACCUCAAACACUGGGCAAUAAAAAGAAAUCUGGCUGGUUUCUAAAACUGCUGCUACAUUUCUCCUAGUGUUACACGUGCGUGCUUUCCACACUCCCGCUCAGGAGUAAAUGUUUUAUUGAACCACACACCUGGUUACAGGAAUGUAUUCAGUCCCUGGUCUUCUGUAUUAACUGUACCCCACGGAAUGGAGGGGUGGGGUGGUGCCUACAGCCAAAUGACUAAGUUUAAAAUGAAGAUGAGCUUUAUUUGUCACCUAUACAUUGGAACCUGGAAACAUACAGUGAAAUGUGCAAUUUGCAUCAACAACCAACACACUCCAAGGGUGUGCUGGGAGCAGCCCACGAGUGUCGCCCAGCUUCUGGAGCAGACGGAGGAAAGCCACACUGUUGUGGGGAGACCGUAUAAACUCCUUCCAGACAGCAGCUGGAGUCAAUGCCCACUUGCUGGUGCUAUGAAAUGCCAUGCUACUGUACCACAGAAAAGCUUAGGAGGUUCCAUUUAGAACAAAGCACAGUACAGUACAGGCCCUUCAGCCCGUGAUGUUGGGUUGGGUUGGCCUUUUAACCUACUCUUGCUAUCAGUCUACCCCUUCCUUCCCUCCCACAUCGCUCUCUAUUUUUCUGUCAUCCAUGAGCUUAAGGGUCUCUUAAAUGUCAAUGUCAAAGUACGUUUAUUGUCAAAUAUAUAUACUUUAUACAGCCUUGAGAUUUGUCUUCUUACAGGCAGUUACAAAGCAGAGACCCAGUAGAACGCAUUGAAACAAAAGAUCAUCAAACACCCAAGGUGCAGAGGGGAAAACAAAAUAAAAACUGUGCGAACAAUAAAAGUAAGUAAGUAACAUUCCAAACUGAAAUUCACAAAAGUGAGUUCACACUGCAGUCCACAGCCACAGUUCGGAGAAGAGACGAGUAAUCCUUGCUGAGUAAUGAGUUGAAGUUCUGCGCGGAGGCAAGUAAACCUCAUGGAGUGUGCCUCACCUCCAGACCCAUCACCCUGCCCUUCUCAACCUGGCCUUGCUCUCGGACCCAGGCCCUGUCAAGAUCACAAGACCCACCAAGGGGAACAGCCUUUCCACAUCUACUCUGUCCAACCCUUUCAACAUUCGAAAUAGACAAUAGUGCAGAAGUAGACCAUUCGGCCCUUCGAGCCUGCACCGCCAUUUUGAGAUCAUGGCUGAUCAUCUACUAUCAAUACCCGGUUCCUGCCUUGUCCCCAUAUCCCUUGAUACCCCUAUCCAUAAGAUACCUAUCUAGCUCCUUCUUGAAAGCAUCCAGAGAAUUGGCCUCCACUACCUUCCGAGGCAAUGCAUUCCAGACCCCCACAACUCUCUGGGAGAAAAAGUUUUUCCUUAACUCUGUCCUAAAUGACCUACCCCUUAUUCUCAAACCAUGCCUUCUGGUACUGGACUCUCCCAGCAUCUGGAACAUAUUUCCUGCCUCUAUCUUGUCCAAUCCCUUAAUAAUCUUAUAUGUUUCGAUCAAAUCCCCUCUCAAUCUCCUUAAUUCCAGCGUGUACAAGCCCAGUCUCUCUAACCUCUCUGCAUAAGACAGUCCAGACAUCCCAGGAAUUAACCUCGUGAAUCUACGCUGCACUUCCUCUACAGCCGGGAUGUCCUUCCUUAACCCUGGAGACCAAAACUGUACACAAUACUCCAGGUGUGGUCUCACCAGGGCUCUGUACAAAUGCAAGAGGAUUUCCUUGCUCUUGUACUCAAUUCCCUUUGUAAUAAAUGUUUCUGUUGCUUCAAUAUGCUCUCAGGCAUCUCAAUUUGGCCUGUGCCAAAAUUUGCCAAUUCAACUCAGCACAUAAAUUGGUCAAAUCUGGGGUCUUUGCUUGCUCUCGGGCCGGGAUCCAGGCCGUGCCACCUCGACUCUGCAUUGCCUUGCCUUGCUUCUGUUCUGCUGAAUUGAAUUGCCUGUUUGCUCCAGGAAUGACCAAACAUUGGCUCAAACCUGAGCCCCACUGCCUUGAUUCAGCCCAUACGCACCAAGCCGCUGCUGUCCUGCAGAGUGUUGCAUGCACGUCCCCCCGGUAGUGACCUUUAUUACUCCCCUUGCCAUUUCUGGAGUGUGCAGUGUUGUGCCUCUGGCAGCUGCCUCUCCCACAGUUCGACGGCUCUGGUUCUGUUUCUGCACUGCACCUCUGAUUUACGCAGAUUAAGUUCAUUCCUGGUCACAGUGAAGAAUAGGCUGCAUCUUUGUCCCCGGAGAGAGAUUCCAUCAGCCUGCCCUUUGGCUCUAUUAACAUUCUCACGCUGUAAGAGAGCACAGCAACUCGUUGAAGGCCCUUUGUGCUCAUUCAUCUGUCCAAUUGCACAGUCUGUAGGCCUGGAUCCCGUUCAAAAUCCUUUCCUCAGUUCAAGUAUCUGUUCAGUUCACAAAUGGAAUACAGAUAGUGAAGAUUCAUUCCUGUAAAAUGUGUUGGCCAGUCUCCAUCAGCAGCAUGGUGUUGCUUGUGAGAGUUCUGCUGCCUCUGAAUUGAGAUUCAUCAUUGCAGUGACACCCUGCAAUGGACAGUGAAUCCACAAGACAAAGGGGCCGAAUUAGGCCAUUUAUUCCAUUGAAUCUGCUUCACCAUUCCAUAAUGUCUCAUUUAUUAUCCAUUUCAACCCCAUUCUCCUCCCUUCUCCACAUAAUCUGUGAUGCCCUGACUAAUCAAGAACCUAUCAACCUCCACUUUAAAAAUAUCCAGUGACUUGGCCUCCACAGUGGUCUGUUUAAUAAAUCCCACUGAUUCACCACCCUCUGGCGAAAGAAAUACCUCAUCGCUGUUCCAAUGGACAUUCCUCUAUUCUGAGGCUGUGCCCUCUGGCCUUAGACUCACUCAUUAUAGGAAGCAUCCUCUCUGAGUGGAAACCAUCGUCCCACAGACCCUUGAAACAAUCUAGGAAUGUUCAGUUCAAGGCUACGUUAUUCAUUGCAGGUUUCAGUCUGCUGUGAUCAAAAUUGUGCAAAAUAGCAAAUAAAAUAAAAGAAUAACCAGAAAAUGUAAAACGA
Messenger RNA from Hypanus sabinus (Atlantic stingray), 5790 nucleotides. RefSeq names its product ribosomal RNA processing protein 1 homolog A-like. Gene Ontology annotation, biological process: rRNA processing. Gene Ontology annotation, cellular component: nucleus; preribosome, small subunit precursor; preribosome, large subunit precursor. NCBI's taxonomy places the organism in Eukaryota, Metazoa, Chordata, Chondrichthyes, Myliobatiformes, Dasyatidae. Bases 31 to 2145 code for a protein of 704 amino acids. The transcript has 16 exons. The record is from RefSeq and is a predicted model, not a curated record.